AUGCUCGCACGCGUCGUCGCUCUCGCGCUGGUCGCCGGUCAGGCGAGUGCCCUCACCCUCAACCCGCUGCGUCUCUUCAAACGCGGUGAGCAGGUGGCCGGCCUCAACAACCUGCUCGCUCGCCGCAGCGUCGUCAAGUACGCCGACAAGGCCGUGGGCUCGGACGUCACGACCAAGGCGCUCGAGGCCGCGAUCCUCGCGCCGAACCACUUCCUCAGCGAGCCGUGGCGCUUCUACCUCGCGGGCCCGGAGACGAAGGCCAAGCUCUGCGGCCUCAACGAGGACAAGCGCGCCAUGUUCGAGGGCGUGCCGGAGUGGCUCGUCCACGACCUCUCGGAGAAGCUCGGCCUCGAGGACCACGCGGCCGUGUCCUGCGCGAUCCAGAACUUCAUGCUCUCGCUCGCGGACGACGGCGUCGGCUCCAAGUGGAUGACGGGCGCGCUCGGCGCGGCGCCGGAGGAUGUCAUGGCCUGCGUCGGCGCGCCCGACGGCGAGAAGCUCAUGGGCGCCAUCUGGUUCGGCUACCCGGCCAAGGACCUCGCCGACGACGCCAAGUCGCCCCCUCGCAAGAAGGGCCUCGACGGCGUCCUCACGAACGUCGACGGCGGCGCCGCGACGUCGCGCCUCUUCUACGCGUCGCUCGUCCUGCUGCUCCUGCGCGACUUCCGCGGCUGUUUCACGCUCAACAUGACGCGGCGGCCGGCGGCGAGCGUGCGCAAGCCCCUGGGCUACCGCGCGGCGUUCCUGCGGCGGCCGCGCUGGUGCCCGCCGCGGCUCCUGGUCCUGCUCUGCGCCGACGGCUGCCAGCGGUGCGCGUUCGCCGCCGCGGUCGCGGGCGCGGCGGUCGCGGCGUCGUCGUCGCCCGACGCGCGCGCGCCGCUCCGCGUCGGCGUCGCGGCGGCCUACCUCGUCGUCGAGCUGCGCUUCCACGCGGCCCUCGGCUGGCACCGCGACGUCCUCUGCGCCUGGACGCUCGUCGCGGAGGCGCUGCCCGCGGGCUGCCGGCCGACGGCGCGCGUGCUCGCGCUCGCGCACUCCUACGGCGGCAGCGGCUACCGGCGCUGGCGCGCGGGCGGCGGGCCGGACGCCGCGGCGCUGCGCGCCGUCUUCGAGGGGGCGGCGACGGGCGGCAACGUCGUCGCGCCGCGCCUCGCGGAAAUCGGCCGCGACCUCCCGGACGCGGCGCUCGUGGCGCUGGACGGCGCGAGCCGCGCGGGCCUCGAGAUUUUGGGGGUUGGGUUUUUGAUCGCUGGACGGCGGUCUCCGGGCGUGAGAGGCGGCUUCCGGGCGGCCGCGGCGGCGUUCCACUUCGCCGUCGGCCUCGCGACGGCCAUCGACUUCCUCGAGAACCGCGUCGUCCUCCUCGCGGGGUUCGUCGGCGACGACGCGAGCGCGCCGGUCGCCGCGCCGUCCUGCUCGACGCUGGCCGCGCGGCUGUACGCGCUGGCGCUCUUCUUGCCCGUCGCGGCGGGCUGCGAGCACUUUCCUCUGACGCACAACGGCCUCUUCCCCUACUCGGGGUCGCAGAUGGCCGCGCUCCGGCGGAGUCUGGGCCGCGGCGCGCGCCUCGUCGCGACGCUGCCGGGCGCCGGCGACGUCGACCUCGCCGCGGCGUUCCUGGGCCUCGGGGCGGCGCAGCCCGCGCAGGUCUGGCACCCGGUGCUCGCGCCGGCCGCGCUCGCGUUCGCGGAGACGGGCGACGGCGCGAAACUCGCGGCGGACGCGGCCGCGUGGCUCCGGGACGCGCGGCCCCUCGUCGACCCGGCGACGGGCGCGUGCUUCGCGACGGCGGGGUUCGCGUACAAGGCGGCGGCGGGGGCGAGGGGCGAGGGGUAA
Aureococcus anophagefferens is the source of this 1836-nucleotide messenger RNA. RefSeq lists its product as hypothetical. The record is from RefSeq and is a predicted model, not a curated record. The transcript has 4 exons. NCBI's taxonomy places the organism in Eukaryota, Pelagophyceae, Pelagomonadales, Pelagomonadaceae. Bases 1 to 1836 code for a protein of 611 amino acids. Gene Ontology annotation, molecular function: oxidoreductase activity.